AUGAUGGUAAAGAUACUCCAACUCUUCCUCUUGCUUUCAGCACUACUGCUUUGUGCUAACCAUGCCAGUUCUGCGCCAUCUGAAUCCAACGAUGAUCAUUCUGGAGAGGAGAAGUCCAUGUACUGCCAGAGAAACAAAGAAGAUGCCAACGAGUGCAGUAUCUAUCUACCUCCAGCCAACAAUCCUACACUGACACUUCGCAAUGGCGUCCAACUGCCACUAUUUUCUCUGGGAUUGGCCCAUUUCACCUUUGGAGCCCCUCAUGUAGGCAGCAACAAAACCUUUGUUGGGUUUUAUCCCUCCAAAUCGUUCCGACAAAUCGAAUUGGCCCUACAAAAGGGAAUUCGAUCCUUUGAUACUGCACUGAUGUAUGGCACCCAACCACACUUGGGACAAGUACUGGGACAAUGGUGGGCCUCUGGGAGACUAAAAUCACGUGAAGAUGUCUUUCUAACAACCAAAGUCUUUCACAAACCAGCCCCAAAAUUUGGAUUGAAACGCAAUCACCAAUGGAAUCUAGAUGACAUGACACCCGAACAAGUUGCUAUUCAAACAGAAGAUCAUAUUGAGCAGUGUUUGCAGGAGCUGCAAGUUGGAUACAUUGACUUGCUGUUGAUGCAUUGGCCUUCUGGAGAAGGGCAAGAGGAAGGCAUCAGCCGACAACGACGACUGGCAGCUUGGAAGGUUUUUGAAGACUUUUACCAACGAGGUUGGGUUCGAGCAAUUGGAGUUUCCAACUUUUGUGAACGACACAUGGAUCAACUCAUGCAAGAUGGAGCCACCAUUCGGCCCAUGGUGAAUCAAAUUGAAUCAUCACCAUACCUCCAGUAUGAAAGCAUUGUCAGCUAUUGCCGAGAUCAUGAGAUUCAGGCACAUGCAUAUUCUCCCAUGGGCAGUGGAUUGAUGAAUGUUCAAAAUGAUGCUGUCUUGCAGCAACUGGGCAAAGCACAUCAAAAAGAUGUUGGACAAGUGGUCUUUCGGUAUCUGAUUCAGAAAGGGUAUGCCAUUGCAUUUCAAACCAACUCACCAGAACGAAUGGUCAGCAAUUUAGAUGUAUUGGACUUCGAAUUGGAUGAGGAGGAAAUGAAAGCAAUCUACGGGUUGAUUCGCGUCAAUGGGAGCUUUGGAUUGCCCAGUCCUCACGAUUUGCCAUGA
Messenger RNA from Seminavis robusta, 1155 nucleotides. Lineage: Eukaryota; Bacillariophyta; Bacillariophyceae; Naviculales; Naviculaceae. The record is from the annotation of a GenBank genome assembly.